AUGGCUACUCGCAACAAUAUUUUAGUUUUAUGUUUCUUAAUAGGUUUAGAGUUAUGCUCUGCAAGAAGAUCACUUCUCACCUACUCUGAAUCCGAGGCUGAAGUCGCUUCCUAUGGCGAGAAAAGUAGUUUGAGUGUUGGCGUUGGCGUUGGCGUUGGUGCUGAUGUUGAUGUUGGUAUUGGUCUUGGUGGUGGUGGAGGCGGUGGACAUGGUGGUGGUGCUGGAGGAGGUGGCGGUGGUGGUCCUGGAGGAGGAUCUGGUUAUGGAGGUGGAAGCGGUGAAGGUGGUGGAGCUGGAUACGGAGGUGGAGAAGCUGGUGGGCACGGUGGAGGUGGAGGAAGUGGAGGAGGCGGUGGUGGAGGAGCUGGCGGUGCACAUGGAGGUGGAUACGGUGGUGGAGAAGGCGGUGGUGCUGGAGGAGGAUAUGGAGGUGGAGGGGCAGGUGGACAUGGAGGUGGUGGAGGUGGUGGAAAAGGAGGCGGUGGAGGAGGAGGUUCUGGCGCCGGUGGAGCUCACGGUGGUGGUUACGGUGCCGGAGGUGGAGCUGGAGCUGGAGCUGGAGAGGGAUACGGUGGUGGCAGUGGAGCUGGGGGACAUGGUGGUGGAGGAGGAGGAGGUGGUGGUUCAGGAGGUGGGGGAGGUUAUGCUGCAGCUGGAUCUGGACAUGGUGGCGGUGCUGGUAGCGGAGAAGGCGGUGGUGGAUAUUGA
Molecule: messenger RNA, 708 nt
Organism: Brassica oleracea var. oleracea
Lineage: Eukaryota; Viridiplantae; Streptophyta; Magnoliopsida; Brassicales; Brassicaceae
Product: glycine-rich protein DOT1-like
Exons: 1
Coding region: 1-708 (235 amino acids)
Source: RefSeq, a predicted model, not a curated record